UGUCACCGGGAGUGUCACCGGGAGUGUCACCGGGAGUGUCACCGGGAGUGUCACCGGGAGUGUCACCGGGAGUGUCACCGGGAGUGUCACCGGGAGUGUCACCGGGAGUGUCACCGGGAGUGUCACCGGGAGUGUCACCGGGAGUGUCACCGGGAGUGUCACCGGGAGUGUCACCGGGAGUGUCACCGGGAGUGUCACCGGGAGUGUCACCGGGAGUGUCACCGGGAGUGUCACCGGGAGUGUCACCGGGAGUGUCACCGGGAGUGUCACCGGGAGUGUCACCGGGAGUGUCACCGGGAGUGUCACCGGGAGUGUCACCGGGAGUGUCACCGGGAGUGUCACCGGGAGUGUCACCGGGAGUGUCACCGGGAGUGUCACCGGGAGUGUCACCGGGAGUGUCACCGGGAGUGUCACCGGGAGUGUCACCGGGAGUGUCACCGGGAGUGUCACCGGGAGUGUCACCGGGAGUGUCACCGGGAGUGUCACCGGGAGUGUCACCGGGAGUGUCACCGGGAGUGUCACCGGGAGUGUCACCGGGAGUGUCACCGGGAGUGUCACCGGGAGUGUCACCGGGAGUGUCACCGGGAGUGUCACCGGGAGUGUCACCGGGAGUGUCACCGGGAGUGUCACCGGGAGUGUCACCGGGAGUGUCACCGGGAGUGUCACCGGGAGUGUCACCGGGAGUGUCACCGGGAGUGUCACCGGGAGUGUCACCGGGAGUGUCACCGGGAGUGUCACCGGGAGUGUCACCGGGAGUGUCACCGGGAGUGUCACCGGGAGUGUCACCGGGAGUGUCACCGGGAGUGUCACCGGGAGUGUCACCGGGAGUGUCACCGGGAGUGUCACCGGGAGUGUCACCGGGAGUGUCACCGGGAGUGUCACCGGGAGUGUCACCGGGAGUGUCACCGGGAGUGUCACCGGGAGUGUCACCGGGAGUGUCACCGGGAGUGUCACCGGGAGUGUCACCGGGAGUGUCACCGGGAGUGUCACCGGGAGUGUCACCGGGAGUGUCACCGGGAGUGUCACCGGGAGUGUCACCGGGAGUGUCACCGGGAGUGUCACCGGGAGUGUCACCGGGAGUGUCACCGGGAGUGUCACCGGGAGUGUCACCGGGAGUGUCACCGGGAGUGUCACCGGGAGUGUCACCGGGAGUGUCACCGGGAGUGUCACCGGGAGUGUCACCGGGAGUGUCACCGGGAGUGUCACCGGGAGUGUCACCGGGAGUGUCACCGGGAGUGUCACCGGGAGUGUCACCGGGAGUGUCACCGGGAGUGUCACCGGGAGUGUCACCGGGAGUGUCACCGGGAGUGUCACCGGGAGUGUCACCGGGAGUGUCACCGGGAGUGUCACCGGGAGUGUCACCGGGAGUGUCACCGGGAGUGUCACCGGGAGUGUCACCGGGAGUGUCACCGGGAGUGUCACCGGGAGUGUCACCGGGAGUGUCACCGGGAGUGUCACCGGGAGUGUCACCGGGAGUGUCACCGGGAGUGUCACCGGGAGUGUCACCGGGAGUGUCACCGGGAGUGUCACCGGGAGUGUCACCGGGAGUGUCACCGGGAGUGUCACCGGGAGUGUCACCGGGAGUGUCACCGGGAGUGUCACCGGGAGUGUCACCGGGAGUGUCACCGGGAGUGUCACCGGGAGUGUCACCGGGAGUGUCACCGGGAGUGUCACCGGGAGUGUCACCGGGAGUGUCACCGGGAGUGUCACCGGGAGUGUCACCGGGAGUGUCACCGGGAGUGUCACCGGGAGUGUCACCGGGAGUGUCACCGGGAGUGUCACCGGGAGUGUCACCGGGAGUGUCACCGGGAGUGUCACCGGGAGUGUCACCGGGAGUGUCACCGGGAGUGUCACCGGGAGUGUCACCGGGAGUGUCACCGGGAGUGUCACCGGGAGUGUCACCGGGAGUGUCACCGGGAGUGUCACCGGGAGUGUCACCGGGAGUGUCACCGGGAGUGUCACCGGGAGUGUCACCGGGAGUGUCACCGGGAGUGUCACCGGGAGUGUCACCGGGAGUGUCACCGGGAGUGUCACCGGGAGUGUCACCGGGAGUGUCACCGGGAGUGUCACCGGGAGUGUCACCGGGAGUGUCACCGGGAGUGUCACCGGGAGUGUCACCGGGAGUGUCACCGGGAGUGUCACCGGGAGUGUCACCGGGAGUGUCACCGGGAGUGUCACCGGGAGUGUCACCGGGAGUGUCACCGGGAGUGUCACCGGGAGUGUCACCGGGAGUGUCACCGGGAGUGUCACCGGGAGUGUCACCGGGAGUGUCACCGGGAGUGUCACCGGGAGUGUCACCGGGAGUGUCACCGGGAGUGUCACCGGGAGUGUCACCGGGAGUGUCACCGGGAGUGUCACCGGGAGUGUCACCGGGAGUGUCACCGGGAGUGUCACCGGGAGUGUCACCGGGAGUGUCACCGGGAGUGUCACCGGGAGUGUCACCGGGAGUGUCACCGGGAGUGUCACCGGGAGUGUCACCGGGAGUGUCACCGGGAGUGUCACCGGGAGUGUCACCGGGAGUGUCACCGGGAGUGUCACCGGGAGUGUCACCGGGAGUGUCACCGGGAGUGUCACCGGGAGUGUCACCGGGAGUGUCACCGGGAGUGUCACCGGGAGUGUCACCGGGAGUGUCACCGGGAGUGUCACCGGGAGUGUCACCGGGAGUGUCACCGGGAGUGUCACCGGGAGUGUCACCGGGAGUGUCACCGGGAGUGUCACCGGGAGUGUCACCGGGAGUGUCACCGGGAGUGUCACCGGGAGUGUCACCGGGAGUGUCACCGGGAGUGUCACCGGGAGUGUCACCGGGAGUGUCACCGGGAGUGUCACCGGGAGUGUCACCGGGAGUGUCACCGGGAGUGUCACCGGGAGUGUCACCGGGAGUGUCACCGGGAGUGUCACCGGGAGUGUCACCGGGAGUGUCACCGGGAGUGUCACCGGGAGUGUCACCGGGAGUGUCACCGGGAGUGUCACCGGGAGUGUCACCGGGAGUGUCACCGGGAGUGUCACCGGGAGUGUCACCGGGAGUGUCACCGGGAGUGUCACCGGGAGUGUCACCGGGAGUGUCACCGGGAGUGUCACCGGGAGUGUCACCGGGAGUGUCACCGGGAGUGUCACCGGGAGUGUCACCGGGAGUGUCACCGGGAGUGUCACCGGGAGUGUCACCGGGAGUGUCACCGGGAGUGUCACCGGGAGUGUCACCGGGAGUGUCACCGGGAGUGUCACCGGGAGUGUCACCGGGAGUGUCACCGGGAGUGUCACCGGGAGUGUCACCGGGAGUGUCACCGGGAGUGUCACCGGGAGUGUCACCGGGAGUGUCACCGGGAGUGUCACCGGGAGUGUCACCGGGAGUGUCACCGGGAGUGUCACCGGGAGUGUCACCGGGAGUGUCACCGGGAGUGUCACCGGGAGUGUCACCGGGAGUGUCACCGGGAGUGUCACCGGGAGUGUCACCGGGAGUGUCACCGGGAGUGUCACCGGGAGUGUCACCGGGAGUGUCACCGGGAGUGUCACCGGGAGUGUCACCGGGAGUGUCACCGGGAGUGUCACCGGGAGUGUCACCGGGAGUGUCACCGGGAGUGUCACCGGGAGUGUCACCGGGAGUGUCACCGGGAGUGUCACCGGGAGUGUCACCGGGAGUGUCACCGGGAGUGUCACCGGGAGUGUCACCGGGAGUGUCACCGGGAGUGUCACCGGGAGUGUCACCGGGAGUGUCACCGGGAGUGUCACCGGGAGUGUCACCGGGAGUGUCACCGGGAGUGUCACCGGGAGUGUCACCGGGAGUGUCACCGGGAGUGUCACCGGGAGUGUCACCGGGAGUGUCACCGGGAGUGUCACCGGGAGUGUCACCGGGAGUGUCACCGGGAGUGUCACCGGGAGUGUCACCGGGAGUGUCACCGGGAGUGUCACCGGGAGUGUCACCGGGAGUGUCACCGGGAGUGUCACCGGGAGUGUCACCGGGAGUGUCACCGGGAGUGUCACCGGGAGUGUCACCGGGAGUGUCACCGGGAGUGUCACCGGGAGUGUCACCGGGAGUGUCACCGGGAGUGUCACCGGGAGUGUCACCGGGAGUGUCACCGGGAGUGUCACCGGGAGUGUCACCGGGAGUGUCACCGGGAGUGUCACCGGGAGUGUCACCGGGAGUGUCACCGGGAGUGUCACCGGGAGUGUCACCGGGAGUGUCACCGGGAGUGUCACCGGGAGUGUCACCGGGAGUGUCACCGGGAGUGUCACCGGGAGUGUCACCGGGAGUGUCACCGGGAGUGUCACCGGGAGUGUCACCGGGAGUGUCACCGGGAGUGUCACCGGGAGUGUCACCGGGAGUGUCACCGGGAGUGUCACCGGGAGUGUCACCGGGAGUGUCACCGGGAGUGUCACCGGGAGUGUCACCGGGAGUGUCACCGGGAGUGUCACCGGGAGUGUCACCGGGAGUGUCACCGGGAGUGUCACCGGGAGUGUCACCGGGAGUGUCACCGGGAGUGUCACCGGGAGUGUCACCGGGAGUGUCACCGGGAGUGUCACCGGGAGUGUCACCGGGAGUGUCACCGGGAGUGUCACCGGGAGUGUCACCGGGAGUGUCACCGGGAGUGUCACCGGGAGUGUCACCGGGAGUGUCACCGGGAGUGUCACCGGGAGUGUCACCGGGAGUGUCACCGGGAGUGUCACCGGGAGUGUCACCGGGAGUGUCACCGGGAGUGUCACCGGGAGUGUCACCGGGAGUGUCACCGGGAGUGUCACCGGGAGUGUCACCGGGAGUGUCACCGGGAGUGUCACCGGGAGUGUCACCGGGAGUGUCACCGGGAGUGUCACCGGGAGUGUCACCGGGAGUGUCACCGGGAGUGUCACCGGGAGUGUCACCGGGAGUGUCACCGGGAGUGUCACCGGGAGUGUCACCGGGAGUGUCACCGGGAGUGUCACCGGGAGUGUCACCGGGAGUGUCACCGGGAGUGUCACCGGGAGUGUCACCGGGAGUGUCACCGGGAGUGUCACCGGGAGUGUCACCGGGAGUGUCACCGGGAGUGUCACCGGGAGUGUCACCGGGAGUGUCACCGGGAGUGUCACCGGGAGUGUCACCGGGAGUGUCACCGGGAGUGUCACCGGGAGUGUCACCGGGAGUGUCACCGGGAGUGUCACCGGGAGUGUCACCGGGAGUGUCACCGGGAGUGUCACCGGGAGUGUCACCGGGAGUGUCACCGGGAGUGUCACCGGGAGUGUCACCGGGAGUGUCACCGGGAGUGUCACCGGGAGUGUCACCGGGAGUGUCACCGGGAGUGUCACCGGGAGUGUCACCGGGAGUGUCACCGGGAGUGUCACCGGGAGUGUCACCGGGAGUGUCACCGGGAGUGUCACCGGGAGUCGGAGUGUCACCGGGAGUGUCACCGGGAGUGUCACCGGGAGUGUCACCGGGAGUGUCACCGGGAGUGUCACCGGGAGUGUCACCGGGAGUGUCACCGGGAGUGUCACCGGGAGUGUCACCGGGAGUGUCACCGGGAGUGUCACCGGGAGUGUCACCGGGAGUGUCACCGGGAGUGUCACCGGGAGUGUCACCGGGAGUGUCACCGGGAGUGUCACCGGGAGUGUCACCGGGAGUGUCACCGGGAGUGUCACCGGGAGUGUCACCGGGAGUGUCACCGGGAGUGUCACCGGGAGUGUCACCGGGAGUGUCACCGGGAGUGUCACCGGGAGUGUCACCGGGAGUGUCACCGGGAGUGUCACCGGGAGUGUCACCGGGAGUGUCACCGGGAGUGUCACCGGGAGUGUCACCGGGAGUGUCACCGGGAGUGUCACCGGGAGUGUCACCGGGAGUGUCACCGGGAGUGUCACCGGGAGUGUCACCGGGAGUGUCACCGGGAGUGUCACCGGGAGUGUCACCGGGAGUGUCACCGGGAGUGUCACCGGGAGUGUCACCGGGAGUGUCACCGGGAGUGUCACCGGGAGUGUCACCGGGAGUGUCACCGGGAGUGUCACCGGGAGUGUCACCGGGAGUGUCACCGGGAGUGUCACCGGGAGUGUCACCGGGAGUGUCACCGGGAGUGUCACCGGGAGUGUCACCGGGAGUGUCACCGGGAGUGUCACCGGGAGUGUCACCGGGAGUGUCACCGGGAGUGUCACCGGGAGUGUCACCGGGAGUGUCACCGGGAGUGUCACCGGGAGUGUCACCGGGAGUGUCACCGGGAGUGUCACCGGGAGUGUCACCGGGAGUGUCACCGGGAGUGUCACCGGGAGUGUCACCGGGAGUGUCACCGGGAGUGUCACCGGGAGUGUCACCGGGAGUGUCACCGGGAGUGUCACCGGGAGUGUCACCGGGAGUGUCACCGGGAGUGUCACCGGGAGUGUCACCGGGAGUGUCACCGGGAGUGUCACCGGGAGUGUCACCGGGAGUGUCACCGGGAGUGUCACCGGGAGUGUCACCGGGAGUGUCACCGGGAGUGUCACCGGGAGUGUCACCGGGAGUGUCACCGGGAGUGUCACCGGGAGUGUCACCGGGAGUGUCACCGGGAGUGUCACCGGGAGUGUCACCGGGAGUGUCACCGGGAGUGUCACCGGGAGUGUCACCGGGAGUGUCACCGGGAGUGUCACCGGGAGUGUCACCGGGAGUGUCACCGGGAGUGUCACCGGGAGUGUCACCGGGAGUGUCACCGGGAGUGUCACCGGGAGUGUCACCGGGAGUGUCACCGGGAGUGUCACCGGGAGUGUCACCGGGAGUGUCACCGGGAGUGUCACCGGGAGUGUCACCGGGGGAGUUGUCACCGGGAGUGUCACCGGGAGUGUCACCGGGAGUGUCACCGGGAGUGUCACCGGGAGUGUCACCGGGAGUGUCACCGGGAGUGUCACCGGGAGUGUCACCGGGAGUGUCACCGGGAGUGUCACCGGGAGUGUCACCGGGAGUGUCACCGGGAGUGUCACCGGGAGUGUCACCGGGAGUGUCACCGGGAGUGUCACCGGGAGUGUCACCGGGAGUGUCACCGGGAGUGUCACCGGGAGUGUCACCGGGAGUGUCACCGGGAGUGUCACCGGGAGUGUCACCGGGAGUGUCACCGGGAGUGUCACCGGGAGUGUCACCGGGAGUGUCACCGGGAGUGUCACCGGGAGUGUCACCGGGAGUGUCACCGGGAGUGUCACCGGGAGUGUCACCGGGAGUGUCACCGGGAGUGUCACCGGGAGUGUCACCGGGAGUGUCACCGGGAGUGUCACCGGGAGUGUCACCGGGAGUGUCACCGGGAGUGUCACCGGGAGUGUCACCGGGAGUGUCACCGGGAGUGUCACCGGGAGUGUCACCGGGAGUGUCACCGGGAGUGUCACCGGGAGUGUCACCGGGAGUGUCACCGGGAGUGUCACCGGGAGUGUCACCGGGAGUGUCACCGGGAGUGUCACCGGGAGUGUCACCGGGAGUGUCACCGGGAGUGUCACCGGGAGUGUCACCGGGAGUGUCACCGGGAGUGUCACCGGGAGUGUCACCGGGAGUGUCACCGGGAGUGUCACCGGGAGUGUCACCGGGAGUGUCACCGGGAGUGUCACCGGGAGUGUCACCGGGAGUGUCACCGGGAGUGUCACCGGGAGUGUCACCGGGAGUGUCACCGGGAGUGUCACCGGGAGUGUCACCGGGAGUGUCACCGGGAGUGUCACCGGGAGUGUCACCGGGAGUGUCACCGGGAGUGUCACCGGGAGUGUCACCGGGAGUGUCACCGGGAGUGUCACCGGGAGUGUCACCGGGAGUGUCACCGGGAGUGUCACCGGGAGUGUCACCGGGAGUGUCACCGGGAGUGUCACCGGGAGUGUCACCGGGAGUGUCACCGGGAGUGUCACCGGGAGUGUCACGGGAGUUGUCACCGGGAGUGUCACCGGGAGUGUCACCGGGAGUGUCACCGGGAGUGUCACCGGGAGUGUCACCGGGAGUGUCACCGGGAGUGUCACCGGGAGUGUCACCGGGAGUGUCACCGGGAGUGUCACCGGGAGUGUCACCGGGAGUGUCACCGGGAGUGUCACCGGGAGUGUCACCGGGAGUGUCACCGGGAGUGUCACCGGGAGUGUCACCGGGAGUGUCACCGGGAGUGUCACCGGGAGUGUCACCGGGAGUGUCACCGGGAGUGUCACCGGGAGUGUCACCGGGAGUGUCACCGGGAGUGUCACCGGGAGUGUCACCGGGAGUGUCACCGGGAGUGUCACCGGGAGUGUCACCGGGAGUGUCACCGGGAGUGUCACCGGGAGUGUCACCGGGAGUGUCACCGGGAGUGUCACCGGGAGUGUCACCGGGAGUGUCACCGGGAGUGUCACCGGGAGUGUCACCGGGAGUGUCACCGGGAGUGUCACCGGGAGUGUCACCGGGAGUGUCACCGGGAGUGUCACCGGGAGUGUCACCGGGAGUGUCACCGGGAGUGUCACCGGGAGUGUCACCGGGAGUGUCACCGGGAGUGUCACCGGGAGUGUCACCGGGAGUGUCACCGGGAGUGUCACCGGGAGUGUCACCGGGAGUGUCACCGGGAGUGUCACCGGGAGUGUCACCGGGAGUGUCACCGGGAGUGUCACCGGGAGUGUCACCGGGAGUGUCACCGGGAGUGUCACCGGGAGUGUCACCGGGAGUGUCACCGGGAGUGUCACCGGGAGUGUCACCGGGAGUGUCACCGGGAGUGUCACCGGGAGUGUCACCGGGAGUGUCACCGGGAGUGUCACCGGGAGUGUCACCGGGAGUGUCACCGGGAGUGUCACCGGGAGUGUCACCGGGAGUGUCACCGGGAGUGUCACCGGGAGUGUCACCGGGAGUGUCACCGGGAGUGUCACCGGGAGUGUCACCGGGAGUGUCACCGGGAGUGUCACCGGGAGUGUCACCGGGAGUGUCACCGGGAGUGUCACCGGGAGUGUCACCGGAGAUGUCACCGGGAGUGUCACCGGGAGUGUCACCGGGAGUGUCACCGGGAGUGUCACCGGGAGUGUCACCGGGAGUGUCACCGGGAGUGUCACCGGGAGUGUCACCGGGAGUGUCACCGGGAGUGUCACCGGGAGUGUCACCGGGAGUGUCACCGGGAGUGUCACCGGGAGUGUCACCGGGAGUGUCACCGGGAGUGUCACCGGGAGUGUCACCGGGAGUGUCACCGGGAGUGUCACCGGGAGUGUCACCGGGAGUGUCACCGGGAGUGUCACCGGGAGUGUCACCGGGAGUGUCACCGGGAGUGUCACCGGGAGUGUCACCGGGAGUGUCACCGGGAGUGUCACCGGGAGUGUCACCGGGAGUGUCACCGGGAGUGUCACCGGGAGUGUCACCGGGAGUGUCACCGGGAGUGUCACCGGGAGUGUCACCGGGAGUGUCACCGGGAGUGUCACCGGGAGUGUCACCGGGAGUGUCACCGGGAGUGUCACCGGGAGUGUCACCGGGAGUGUCACCGGGAGUGUCACCGGGAGUGUCACCGGGAGUGUCACCGGGAGUGUCACCGGGAGUGUCACCGGGAGUGUCACCGGGAGUGUCACCGGGAGUGUCACCGGGAGUGUCACCGGGAGUGUCACCGGGAGUGUCACCGGGAGUGUCACCGGGAGUGUCACCGGGAGUGUCACCGGGAGUGUCACCGGGAGUGUCACCGGGAGUGUCACCGGGAGUGUCACCGGGAGUGUCACCGGGAGUGUCACCGGGAGUGUCACCGGGAGUGUCACCGGGAGUGUCACCGGGAGUGUCACCGGGAGUGUCACCGGGAGUGUCACCGGGAGUGUCACCGGGAGUGUCACCGGGAGUGUCACCGGGAGUGUCACCGGGAGUGUCACCGGGAGUGUCACCGGGAGUGUCACCGGGAGUGUCACCGGGAGUGUCACCGGGAGUGUCACCGGGAGUGUCACCGGGAGUGUCACCGGGAGUGUCACCGGGAGUGUCACCGGGAGUGUCACCGGGAGUGUCACCGGGAGUGUCACCGGGAGUGUCACCGGGAGUGUCACCGGGAGUGUCACCGGGAGUGUCACCGGGAGUGUCACCGGGAGUGUCACCGGGAGUGUCACCGGGAGUGUCACCGGGAGUGUCACCGGGAGUGUCACCGGGAGUGUCACCGGGAGUGUCACCGGGAGUGUCACCGGGAGUGUCACCGGGAGUGUCACCGGGAGUGUCACCGGGAGUGUCACCGGGAGUGUCACCGGGAGUGUCACCGGGAGUGUCACCGGGAGUGUCACCGGGAGUGUCACCGGGAGUGUCACCGGGAGUGUCACCGGGAGUGUCACCGGGAGUGUCACCGGGAGUGUCACCGGGAGUGUCACCGGGAGUGUCACCGGGAGUGUCACCGGGAGUGUCACCGGGAGUGUCACCGGGAGUGUCACCGGGAGUGUCACCGGGAGUGUCACCGGGAGUGUCACCGGGAGUGUCACCGGGAGUGUCACCGGGAGUGUCACCGGGAGUGUCACCGGGAGUGUCACCGGGAGUGUCACCGGGAGUGUCACCGGGAGUGUCACCGGGAGUGUCACCGGGAGUGUCACCGGGAGUGUCACCGGGAGUGUCACCGGGAGUGUCACCGGGAGUGUCACCGGGAGUGUCACCGGGAGUGUCACCGGGAGUGUCACCGGGAGUGUCACCGGGAGUGUCACCGGGAGUGUCACCGGGAGUGUCACCGGGAGUGUCACCGGGAGUGUCACCGGGAGUGUCACCGGGAGUGUCACCGGGAGUGUCACCGGGAGUGUCACCGGGAGUGUCACCGGGAGUGUCACCGGGAGUGUCACCGGGAGUGUCACCGGGAGUGUCACCGGGAGUGUCACCGGGAGUGUCACCGGGAGUGUCACCGGGAGUGUCACCGGGAGUGUCACCGGGAGUGUCACCGGGAGUGUCACCGGGAGUGUCACCGGGAGUGUCACCGGGAGUGUCACCGGGAGUGUCACCGGGAGUGUCACCGGGAGUGUCACCGGGAGUGUCACCGGGAGUGUCACCGGGAGUGUCACCGGGAGUGUCACCGGGAGUGUCACCGGGAGUGUCACCGGGAGUGUCACCGGGAGUGUCACCGGGAGUGUCACCGGGAGUGUCACCGGGAGUGUCACCGGGAGUGUCACCGGGAGUGUCACCGGGAGUGUCACCGGGAGUGUCACCGGGAGUGUCACCGGGAGUGUCACCGGGAGUGUCACCGGGAGUGUCACCGGGAGUGUCACCGGGAGUGUCACCGGGAGUGUCACCGGGAGUGUCACCGGGAGUGUCACCGGGAGUGUCACCGGGAGUGUCACCGGGAGUGUCACCGGGAGUGUCACCGGGAGUGUCACCGGGAGUGUCACCGGGAGUGUCACCGGGAGUGUCACCGGGAGUGUCACCGGGAGUGUCACCGGGAGUGUCACCGGGAGUGUCACCGGGAGUGUCACCGGGAGUGUCACCGGGAGUGUCACCGGGAGUGUCACCGGGAGUGUCACCGGGAGUGUCACCGGGAGUGUCACCGGGAGUGUCACCGGGAGUGUCACCGGGAGUGUCACCGGGAGUGUCACCGGGAGUGUCACCGGGAGUGUCACCGGGAGUGUCACCGGGAGUGUCACCGGGAGUGUCACCGGGAGUGUCACCGGGAGUGUCACCGGGAGUGUCACCGGGAGUGUCACCGGGAGUGUCACCGGGAGUGUCACCGGGAGUGUCACCGGGAGUGUCACCGGGAGUGUCACCGGGAGUGUCACCGGGAGUGUCACCGGGAGUGUCACCGGGAGUGUCACCGGGAGUGUCACCGGGAGUGUCACCGGGAGUGUCACCGGGAGUGUCACCGGGAGUGUCACCGGGAGUGUCACCGGGAGUGUCACCGGGAGUGUCACCGGGAGUGUCACCGGGAGUGUCACCGGGAGUGUCACCGGGAGUGUCACCGGGAGUGUCACCGGGAGUGUCACCGGGAGUGUCACCGGGAGUGUCACCGGGAGUGUCACCGGGAGUGUCACCGGGAGUGUCACCGGGAGUGUCACCGGGAGUGUCACCGGGAGUGUCACCGGGAGUGUCACCGGGAGUGUCACCGGGAGUGUCACCGGGAGUGUCACCGGGAGUGUCACCGGGAGUGUCACCGGGAGUGUCACCGGGAGUGUCACCGGGAGUGUCACCGGGAGUGUCACCGGGAGUGUCACCGGGAGUGUCACCGGGAGUGUCACCGGGAGUGUCACCGGGAGUGUCACCGGGAGUGUCACCGGGAGUGUCACCGGGAGUGUCACCGGGAGUGUCACCGGGAGUGUCACCGGGAGUGUCACCGGGAGUGUCACCGGGAGUGUCACCGGGAGUGUCACCGGGAGUGUCACCGGGAGUGUCACCGGGAGUGUCACCGGGAGUGUCACCGGGAGUGUCACCGGGAGUGUCACCGGGAGUGUCACCGGGAGUGUCACCGGGAGUGUCACCGGGAGUGUCACCGGGAGUGUCACCGGGAGUGUCACCGGGAGUGUCACCGGGAGUGUCACCGGGAGUGUCACCGGGAGUGUCACCGGGAGUGUCACCGGGAGUGUCACCGGGAGUGUCACCGGGAGUGUCACCGGGAGUGUCACCGGGAGUGUCACCGGGAGUGUCACCGGGAGUGUCACCGGGAGUGUCACCGGGAGUGUCACCGGGAGUGUCACCGGGAGUGUCACCGGGAGUGUCACCGGGAGUGUCACCGGGAGUGUCACCGGGAGUGUCACCGGGAGUGUCACCGGGAGUGUCACCGGGAGUGUCACCGGGAGUGUCACCGGGAGUGUCACCGGGAGUGUCACCGGGAGUGUCACCGGGAGUGUCACCGGGAGUGUCACCGGGAGUGUCACCGGGAGUGUCACCGGGAGUGUCACCGGGAGUGUCACCGGGAGUGUCACCGGGAGUGUCACCGGGAGUGUCACCGGGAGUGUCACCGGGAGUGUCACCGGGAGUGUCACCGGGAGUGUCACCGGGAGUGUCACCGGGAGUGUCACCGGGAGUGUCACCGGGAGUGUCACCGGGAGUGUCACCGGGAGUGUCACCGGGAGUGUCACCGGGAGUGUCACCGGGAGUGUCACCGGGAGUGUCACCGGGAGUGUCACCGGGAGUGUCACCGGGAGUGUCACCGGGAGUGUCACCGGGAGUGUCACCGGGAGUGUCACCGGGAGUGUCACCGGGAGUGUCACCGGGAGUGUCACCGGGAGUGUCACCGGGAGUGUCACCGGGAGUGUCACCGGGAGUGUCACCGGGAGUGUCACCGGGAGUGUCACCGGGAGUGUCACCGGGAGUGUCACCGGGAGUGUCACCGGGAGUGUCACCGGGAGUGUCACCGGGAGUGUCACCGGGAGUGUCACCGGGAGUGUCACCGGGAGUGUCACCGGGAGUGUCACCGGGAGUGUCACCGGGAGUGUCACCGGGAGUGUCACCGGGAGUGUCACCGGGAGUGUCACCGGGAGUGUCACCGGGAGUGUCACCGGGAGUGUCACCGGGAGUGUCACCGGGAGUGUCACCGGGAGUGUCACCGGGAGUGUCACCGGGAGUGUCACCGGGAGUGUCACCGGGAGUGUCACCGGGAGUGUCACCGGGAGUGUCACCGGGAGUGUCACCGGGAGUGUCACCGGGAGUGUCACCGGGAGUGUCACCGGGAGUGUCACCGGGAGUGUCACCGGGAGUGUCACCGGGAGUGUCACCGGGAGUGUCACCGGGAGUGUCACCGGGAGUGUCACCGGGAGUGUCACCGGGAGUGUCACCGGGAGUGUCACCGGGAGUGUCACCGGGAGUGUCACCGGGAGUGUCACCGGGAGUGUCACCGGGAGUGUCACCGGGAGUGUCACCGGGAGUGUCACCGGGAGUGUCACCGGGAGUGUCACCGGGAGUGUCACCGGGAGUGUCACCGGGAGUGUCACCGGGAGUGUCACCGGGAGUGUCACCGGGAGUGUCACCGGGAGUGUCACCGGGAGUGUCACCGGGAGUGUCACCGGGAGUGUCACCGGGAGUGUCACCGGGAGUGUCACCGGGAGUGUCACCGGGAGUGUCACCGGGAGUGUCACCGGGAGUGUCACCGGGAGUGUCACCGGGAGUGUCACCGGGAGUGUCACCGGGAGUGUCACCGGGAGUGUCACCGGGAGUGUCACCGGGAGUGUCACCGGGAGUGUCACCGGGAGUGUCACCGGGAGUGUCACCGGGAGUGUCACCGGGAGUGUCACCGGGAGUGUCACCGGGAGUGUCACCGGGAGUGUCACCGGGAGUGUCACCGGGAGUGUCACCGGGAGUGUCACCGGGAGUGUCACCGGGAGUGUCACCGGGAGUGUCACCGGGAGUGUCACCGGGAGUGUCACCGGGAGUGUCACCGGGAGUGUCACCGGGAGUGUCACCGGGAGUGUCACCGGGAGUGUCACCGGGAGUGUCACCGGGAGUGUCACCGGGAGUGUCACCGGGAGUGUCACCGGGAGUGUCACCGGGAGUGUCACCGGGAGUGUCACCGGGAGUGUCACCGGGAGUGUCACCGGGAGUGUCACCGGGAGUGUCACCGGGAGUGUCACCGGGAGUGUCACCGGGAGUGUCACCGGGAGUGUCACCGGGAGUGUCACCGGGAGUGUCACCGGGAGUGUCACCGGGAGUGUCACCGGGAGUGUCACCGGGAGUGUCACCGGGAGUGUCACCGGGAGUGUCACCGGGAGUGUCACCGGGAGUGUCACCGGGAGUGUCACCGGGAGUGUCACCGGGAGUGUCACCGGGAGUGUCACCGGGAGUGUCACCGGGAGUGUCACCGGGAGUGUCACCGGGAGUGUCACCGGGAGUGUCACCGGGAGUGUCACCGGGAGUGUCACCGGGAGUGUCACCGGGAGUGUCACCGGGAGUGUCACCGGGAGUGUCACCGGGAGUGUCACCGGGAGUGUCACCGGGAGUGUCACCGGGAGUGUCACCGGGAGUGUCACCGGGAGUGUCACCGGGAGUGUCACCGGGAGUGUCACCGGGAGUGUCACCGGGAGUGUCACCGGGAGUGUCACCGGGAGUGUCACCGGGAGUGUCACCGGGAGUGUCACCGGGAGUGUCACCGGGAGUGUCACCGGGAGUGUCACCGGGAGUGUCACCGGGAGUGUCACCGGGAGUGUCACCGGGAGUGUCACCGGGAGUGUCACCGGGAGUGUCACCGGGAGUGUCACCGGGAGUGUCACCGGGAGUGUCACCGGGAGUGUCACCGGGAGUGUCACCGGGAGUGUCACCGGGAGUGUCACCGGGAGUGUCACCGGGAGUGUCACCGGGAGUGUCACCGGGAGUGUCACCGGGAGUGUCACCGGGAGUGUCACCGGGAGUGUCACCGGGAGUGUCACCGGGAGUGUCACCGGGAGUGUCACCGGGAGUGUCACCGGGAGUGUCACCGGGAGUGUCACCGGGAGUGUCACCGGGAGUGUCACCGGGAGUGUCACCGGGAGUGUCACCGGGAGUGUCACCGGGAGUGUCACCGGGAGUGUCACCGGGAGUGUCACCGGGAGUGUCACCGGGAGUGUCACCGGGAGUGUCACCGGGAGUGUCACCGGGAGUGUCACCGGGAGUGUCACCGGGAGUGUCACCGGGAGUGUCACCGGGAGUGUCACCGGGAGUGUCACCGGGAGUGUCACCGGGAGUGUCACCGGGAGUGUCACCGGGAGUGUCACCGGGAGUGUCACCGGGAGUGUCACCGGGAGUGUCACCGGGAGUGUCACCGGGAGUGUCACCGGGAGUGUCACCGGGAGUGUCACCGGGAGUGUCACCGGGAGUGUCACCGGGAGUGUCACCGGGAGUGUCACCGGGAGUGUCACCGGGAGUGUCACCGGGAGUGUCACCGGGAGUGUCACCGGGAGUGUCACCGGGAGUGUCACCGGGAGUGUCACCGGGAGUGUCACCGGGAGUGUCACCGGGAGUGUCACCGGGAGUGUCACCGGGAGUGUCACCGGGAGUGUCACCGGGAGUGUCACCGGGAGUGUCACCGGGAGUGUCACCGGGAGUGUCACCGGGAGUGUCACCGGGAGUGUCACCGGGAGUGUCACCGGGAGUGUCACCGGGAGUGUCACCGGGAGUGUCACCGGGAGUGUCACCGGGAGUGUCACCGGGAGUGUCACCGGGAGUGUCACCGGGAGUGUCACCGGGAGUGUCACCGGGAGUGUCACCGGGAGUGUCACCGGGAGUGUCACCGGGAGUGUCACCGGGAGUGUCACCGGGAGUGUCACCGGGAGUGUCACCGGGAGUGUCACCGGGAGUGUCACCGGGAGUGUCACCGGGAGUGUCACCGGGAGUGUCACCGGGAGUGUCACCGGGAGUGUCACCGGGAGUGUCACCGGGAGUGUCACCGGGAGUGUCACCGGGAGUGUCACCGGGAGUGUCACCGGGAGUGUCACCGGGAGUGUCACCGGGAGUGUCACCGGGAGUGUCACCGGGAGUGUCACCGGGAGUGUCACCGGGAGUGUCACCGGGAGUGUCACCGGGAGUGUCACCGGGAGUGUCACCGGGAGUGUCACCGGGAGUGUCACCGGGAGUGUCACCGGGAGUGUCACCGGGAGUGUCACCGGGAGUGUCACCGGGAGUGUCACCGGGAGUGUCACCGGGAGUGUCACCGGGAGUGUCACCGGGAGUGUCACCGGGAGUGUCACCGGGAGUGUCACCGGGAGUGUCACCGGGAGUGUCACCGGGAGUGUCACCGGGAGUGUCACCGGGAGUGUCACCGGGAGUGUCACCGGGAGUGUCACCGGGAGUGUCACCGGGAGUGUCACCGGGAGUGUCACCGGGAGUGUCACCGGGAGUGUCACCGGGAGUGUCACCGGGAGUGUCACCGGGAGUGUCACCGGGAGUGUCACCGGGAGUGUCACCGGGAGUGUCACCGGGAGUGUCACCGGGAGUGUCACCGGGAGUGUCACCGGGAGUGUCACCGGGAGUGUCACCGGGAGUGUCACCGGGAGUGUCACCGGGAGUGUCACCGGGAGUGUCACCGGGAGUGUCACCGGGAGUGUCACCGGGAGUGUCACCGGGAGUGUCACCGGGAGUGUCACCGGGAGUGUCACCGGGAGUGUCACCGGGAGUGUCACCGGGAGUGUCACCGGGAGUGUCACCGGGAGUGUCACCGGGAGUGUCACCGGGAGUGUCACCGGGAGUGUCACCGGGAGUGUCACCGGGAGUGUCACCGGGAGUGUCACCGGGAGUGUCACCGGGAGUGUCACCGGGAGUGUCACCGGGAGUGUCACCGGGAGUGUCACCGGGAGUGUCACCGGGAGUGUCACCGGGAGUGUCACCGGGAGUGUCACCGGGAGUGUCACCGGGAGUGUCACCGGGAGUGUCACCGGGAGUGUCACCGGGAGUGUCACCGGGAGUGUCACCGGGAGUGUCACCGGGAGUGUCACCGGGAGUGUCACCGGGAGUGUCACCGGGAGUGUCACCGGGAGUGUCACCGGGAGUGUCACCGGGAGUGUCACCGGGAGUGUCACCGGGAGUGUCACCGGGAGUGUCACCGGGAGUGUCACCGGGAGUGUCACCGGGAGUGUCACCGGGAGUGUCACCGGGAGUGUCACCGGGAGUGUCACCGGGAGUGUCACCGGGAGUGUCACCGGGAGUGUCACCGGGAGUGUCACCGGGAGUGUCACCGGGAGUGUCACCGGGAGUGUCACCGGGAGUGUCACCGGGAGUGUCACCGGGAGUGUCACCGGGAGUGUCACCGGGAGUGUCACCGGGAGUGUCACCGGGAGUGUCACCGGGAGUGUCACCGGGAGUGUCACCGGGAGUGUCACCGGGAGUGUCACCGGGAGUGUCACCGGGAGUGUCACCGGGAGUGUCACCGGGAGUGUCACCGGGAGUGUCACCGGGAGUGUCACCGGGAGUGUCACCGGGAGUGUCACCGGGAGUGUCACCGGGAGUGUCACCGGGAGUGUCACCGGGAGUGUCACCGGGAGUGUCACCGGGAGUGUCACCGGGAGUGUCACCGGGAGUGUCACCGGGAGUGUCACCGGGAGUGUCACCGGGAGUGUCACCGGGAGUGUCACCGGGAGUGUCACCGGGAGUGUCACCGGGAGUGUCACCGGGAGUGUCACCGGGAGUGUCACCGGGAGUGUCACCGGGAGUGUCACCGGGAGUGUCACCGGGAGUGUCACCGGGAGUGUCACCGGGAGUGUCACCGGGAGUGUCACCGGGAGUGUCACCGGGAGUGUCACCGGGAGUGUCACCGGGAGUGUCACCGGGAGUGUCACCGGGAGUGUCACCGGGAGUGUCACCGGGAGUGUCACCGGGAGUGUCACCGGGAGUGUCACCGGGAGUGUCACCGGGAGUGUCACCGGGAGUGUCACCGGGAGUGUCACCGGGAGUGUCACCGGGAGUGUCACCGGGAGUGUCACCGGGAGUGUCACCGGGAGUGUCACCGGGAGUGUCACCGGGAGUGUCACCGGGAGUGUCACCGGGAGUGUCACCGGGAGUGUCACCGGGAGUGUCACCGGGAGUGUCACCGGGAGUGUCACCGGGAGUGUCACCGGGAGUGUCACCGGGAGUGUCACCGGGAGUGUCACCGGGAGUGUCACCGGGAGUGUCACCGGGAGUGUCACCGGGAGUGUCACCGGGAGUGUCACCGGGAGUGUCACCGGGAGUGUCACCGGGAGUGUCACCGGGAGUGUCACCGGGAGUGUCACCGGGAGUGUCACCGGGAGUGUCACCGGGAGUGUCACCGGGAGUGUCACCGGGAGUGUCACCGGGAGUGUCACCGGGAGUGUCACCGGGAGUGUCACCGGGAGUGUCACCGGGAGUGUCACCGGGAGUGUCACCGGGAGUGUCACCGGGAGUGUCACCGGGAGUGUCACCGGGAGUGUCACCGGGAGUGUCACCGGGAGUGUCACCGGGAGUGUCACCGGGAGUGUCACCGGGAGUGUCACCGGGAGUGUCACCGGGAGUGUCACCGGGAGUGUCACCGGGAGUGUCACCGGGAGUGUCACCGGGAGUGUCACCGGGAGUGUCACCGGGAGUGUCACCGGGAGUGUCACCGGGAGUGUCACCGGGAGUGUCACCGGGAGUGUCACCGGGAGUGUCACCGGGAGUGUCACCGGGAGUGUCACCGGGAGUGUCACCGGGAGUGUCACCGGGAGUGUCACCGGGAGUGUCACCGGGAGUGUCACCGGGAGUGUCACCGGGAGUGUCACCGGGAGUGUCACCGGGAGUGUCACCGGGAGUGUCACCGGGAGUGUCACCGGGAGUGUCACCGGGAGUGUCACCGGGAGUGUCACCGGGAGUGUCACCGGGAGUGUCACCGGGAGUGUCACCGGAGUGUCACCGGGAGUGUCACCGGAGUGUCACCGGGAGUGUCACCGGGAGUGUCACCGGGAGUGUCACCGGGAGUGUCACCGGGAGUGUCACCGGGAGUGUCACCGGGAGUGUCACCGGGAGUGUCUCACCGGGAGUGUCACCGGGAGUGUCACCGGGAGUGUCACCGGGAGUGUCACCGGGAGUGUCACCGGGAGUGUCACCGGGAGUGUCACCGGGAGUGUCACCGGGAGUGUCACCGGGAGUGUCACCGGGAGUGUCACCGGGAGUGUCACCGGGAGUGUCACCGGGAGUGUCACCGGGAGUGUCACCGGGAGUGUCACCGGGAGUGUCACCGGGAGUGUCACCGGGAGUGUCACCGGGAGUGUCACCGGGAGUGUCACCGGGAGUGUCACCGGGAGUGUCACCGGGAGUGUCACCGGGAGUGUCACCGGGAGUGUCACCGGGAGUGUCACCGGGAGUGUCACCGGGAGUGUCACCGGGAGUGUCACCGGGAGUGUCACCGGGAGUGUCACCGGGAGUGUCACCGGGAGUGUCACCGGGAGUGUCACCGGGAGUGUCACCGGGAGUGUCACCGGGAGUGUCACCGGGAGUGUCACCGGGAGUGUCACCGGGAGUGUCACCGGGAGUGUCACCGGGAGUGUCACCGGGAGUGUCACCGGGAGUGUCACCGGGAGUGUCACCGGGAGUGUCACCGGGAGUGUCACCGGGAGUGUCACCGGGAGUGUCACCGGGAGUGUCACCGGGAGUGUCACCGGGAGUGUCACCGGGAGUGUCACCGGGAGUGUCACCGGGAGUGUCACCGGGAGUGUCACCGGGAGUGUCACCGGGAGUGUCACCGGGAGUGUCACCGGGAGUGUCACCGGGAGUGUCACCGGGAGUGUCACCGGGAGUGUCACCGGGAGUGUCACCGGGAGUGUCACCGGGAGUGUCACCGGGAGUGUCACCGGGAGUGUCACCGGGAGUGUCACCGGGAGUGUCACCGGGAGUGUCACCGGGAGUGUCACCGGGAGUGUCACCGGGAGUGUCACCGGGAGUGUCACCGGGAGUGUCACCGGGAGUGUCACCGGGAGUGUCACCGGGAGUGUCACCGGGAGUGUCACCGGGAGUGUCACCGGGAGUGUCACCGGGAGUGUCACCGGGAGUGUCACCGGGAGUGUCACCGGGAGUGUCACCGGGAGUGUCACCGGGAGUGUCACCGGGAGUGUCACCGGGAGUGUCACCGGGAGUGUCACCGGGAGUGUCACCGGGAGUGUCACCGGGAGUGUCACCGGGAGUGUCACCGGGAGUGUCACCGGGAGUGUCACCGGGAGUGUCACCGGGAGUGUCACCGGGAGUGUCACCGGGAGUGUCACCGGGAGUGUCACCGGGAGUGUCACCGGGAGUGUCACCGGGAGUGUCACCGGGAGUGUCACCGGGAGUGUCACCGGGAGUGUCACCGGGAGUGUCACCGGGAGUGUCACCGGGAGUGUCACCGGGAGUGUCACCGGGAGUGUCACCGGGAGUGUCACCGGGAGUGUCACCGGGAGUGUCACCGGGAGUGUCACCGGGAGUGUCACCGGGAGUGUCACCGGGAGUGUCACCGGGAGUGUCACCGGGAGUGUCACCGGGAGUGUCACCGGGAGUGUCACCGGGAGUGUCACCGGGAGUGUCACCGGGAGUGUCACCGGGAGUGUCACCGGGAGUGUCACCGGGAGUGUCACCGGGAGUGUCACCGGGAGUGUCACCGGGAGUGUCACCGGGAGUGUCACCGGGAGUGUCACCGGGAGUGUCACCGGGAGUGUCACCGGGAGUGUCACCGGGAGUGUCACCGGGAGUGUCACCGGGAGUGUCACCGGGAGUGUCACCGGGAGUGUCACCGGGAGUGUCACCGGGAGUGUCACCGGGAGUGUCACCGGGAGUGUCACCGGGAGUGUCACCGGGAGUGUCACCGGGAGUGUCACCGGGAGUGUCACCGGGAGUGUCACCGGGAGUGUCACCGGGAGUGUCACCGGGAGUGUCACCGGGAGUGUCACCGGGAGUGUCACCGGGAGUGUCACCGGGAGUGUCACCGGGAGUGUCACCGGGAGUGUCACCGGGAGUGUCACCGGGAGUGUCACCGGGAGUGUCACCGGGAGUGUCACCGGGAGUGUCACCGGGAGUGUCACCGGGAGUGUCACCGGGAGUGUCACCGGGAGUGUCACCGGGAGUGUCACCGGGAGUGUCACCGGGAGUGUCACCGGGAGUGUCACCGGGAGUGUCACCGGGAGUGUCACCGGGAGUGUCACCGGGAGUGUCACCGGGAGUGUCACCGGGAGUGUCACCGGGAGUGUCACCGGGAGUGUCACCGGGAGUGUCACCGGGAGUGUCACCGGGAGUGUCACCGGGAGUGUCACCGGGAGUGUCACCGGGAGUGUCACCGGGAGUGUCACCGGGAGUGUCACCGGGAGUGUCACCGGGAGUGUCACCGGGAGUGUCACCGGGAGUGUCACCGGGAGUGUCACCGGGAGUGUCACCGGGAGUGUCACCGGGAGUGUCACCGGGAGUGUCACCGGGAGUGUCACCGGGAGUGUCACCGGGAGUGUCACCGGGAGUGUCACCGGGAGUGUCACCGGGAGUGUCACCGGGAGUGUCACCGGGAGUGUCACCGGGAGUGUCACCGGGAGUGUCACCGGGAGUGUCACCGGGAGUGUCACCGGGAGUGUCACCGGGAGUGUCACCGGGAGUGUCACCGGGAGUGUCACCGGGAGUGUCACCGGGAGUGUCACCGGGAGUGUCACCGGGAGUGUCACCGGGAGUGUCACCGGGAGUGUCACCGGGAGUGUCACCGGGAGUGUCACCGGGAGUGUCACCGGGAGUGUCACCGGGAGUGUCACCGGGAGUGUCACCGGGAGUGUCACCGGGAGUGUCACCGGGAGUGUCACCGGGAGUGUCACCGGGAGUGUCACCGGGAGUGUCACCGGGAGUGUCACCGGGAGUGUCACCGGGAGUGUCACCGGGAGUGUCACCGGGAGUGUCACCGGGAGUGUCACCGGGAGUGUCACCGGGAGUGUCACCGGGAGUGUCACCGGGAGUGUCACCGGGAGUGUCACCGGGAGUGUCACCGGGAGUGUCACCGGGAGUGUCACCGGGAGUGUCACCGGGAGUGUCACCGGGAGUGUCACCGGGAGUGUCACCGGGAGUGUCACCGGGAGUGUCACCGGGAGUGUCACCGGGAGUGUCACCGGGAGUGUCACCGGGAGUGUCACCGGGAGUGUCACCGGGAGUGUCACCGGGAGUGUCACCGGGAGUGUCACCGGGAGUGUCACCGGGAGUGUCACCGGGAGUGUCACCGGGAGUGUCACCGGGAGUGUCACCGGGAGUGUCACCGGGAGUGUCACCGGGAGUGUCACCGGGAGUGUCACCGGGAGUGUCACCGGGAGUGUCACCGGGAGUGUCACCGGGAGUGUCACCGGGAGUGUCACCGGGAGUGUCACCGGGAGUGUCACCGGGAGUGUCACCGGGAGUGUCACCGGGAGUGUCACCGGGAGUGUCACCGGGAGUGUCACCGGGAGUGUCACCGGGAGUGUCACCGGGAGUGUCACCGGGAGUGUCACCGGGAGUGUCACCGGGAGUGUCACCGGGAGUGUCACCGGGAGUGUCACCGGGAGUGUCACCGGGAGUGUCACCGGGAGUGUCACCGGGAGUGUCACCGGGAGUGUCACCGGGAGUGUCACCGGGAGUGUCACCGGGAGUGUCACCGGGAGUGUCACCGGGAGUGUCACCGGGAGUGUCACCGGGAGUGUCACCGGGAGUGUCACCGGGAGUGUCACCGGGAGUGUCACCGGGAGUGUCACCGGGAGUGUCACCGGGAGUGUCACCGGGAGUGUCACCGGGAGUGUCACCGGGAGUGUCACCGGGAGUGUCACCGGGAGUGUCACCGGGAGUGUCACCGGGAGUGUCACCGGGAGUGUCACCGGGAGUGUCACCGGGAGUGUCACCGGGAGUGUCACCGGGAGUGUCACCGGGAGUGUCACCGGGAGUGUCACCGGGAGUGUCACCGGGAGUGUCACCGGGAGUGUCACCGGGAGUGUCACCGGGAGUGUCACCGGGAGUGUCACCGGGAGUGUCACCGGGAGUGUCACCGGGAGUGUCACCGGGAGUGUCACCGGGAGUGUCACCGGGAGUGUCACCGGGAGUGUCACCGGGAGUGUCACCGGGAGUGUCACCGGGAGUGUCACCGGGAGUGUCACCGGGAGUGUCACCGGGAGUGUCACCGGGAGUGUCACCGGGAGUGUCACCGGGAGU
Schistocerca serialis cubense is the source of this 23386-nucleotide messenger RNA. Its product is annotated as mucin-19-like. The transcript has 4 exons. Lineage: Eukaryota; Metazoa; Arthropoda; Insecta; Orthoptera; Acrididae. The record is from RefSeq and is a predicted model, not a curated record. The annotation marks the transcript as partial.